This is a messenger RNA of Nycticebus coucang (slow loris), 337 nucleotides long. RefSeq names its product bolA-like protein 2. The record is from RefSeq and is a predicted model, not a curated record. Lineage: Eukaryota; Metazoa; Chordata; Mammalia; Primates; Lorisidae. Gene Ontology annotation, cellular component: nucleus; cytosol. The transcript has a single exon. The coding region runs from base 37 to 297 and encodes 86 amino acids. Gene Ontology annotation, molecular function: 2 iron, 2 sulfur cluster binding. Gene Ontology annotation, biological process: intracellular iron ion homeostasis.
UUUCGUCUCCGCUUGGGCUGCCGCCCCAGCUGUGUUAUGGAACUCAGCGCCGAAUACAUUCCAGAGAAGCUGCAGCGGGACCUGGAGGCCGAGCACGUGGAGGUGGAGGACACAACCCCUAACCGUUGCGCGUCCAGCUUCCGAGUCCUGGUGGUAUCCUCCAAGUUCGAGGGGAAGCCGCUGCUUCAGAGACACAGUCUGGUGAACGCAUGCCUAGAGGAAGAGCUCCCACGCAUCCAUGCUUUUGAGCAGAAAACUCUGACCCAAGAGCAGUGGGCCCAUAAGCAGCAGAAAUGAGGGACCAGGACCUGUACAGCCAUUAAAUUAUUAAAUCAGG